Messenger RNA from Diabrotica balteata, 2901 nucleotides. Lineage: Eukaryota; Metazoa; Arthropoda; Insecta; Coleoptera; Chrysomelidae. The record is from the annotation of a GenBank genome assembly.
AGUUGACAGCUGUGGAUAUGACUAAUAGGCGGUGUACCUAUAUAAAAUUUAUGUAGAAAAUACCAUAAAUUAUAUAGUGCAAUCAGAUAGCAACAUUUUAGUAACUGAGUCAUUUAGAGUGCAAAAUGUUGAUGUGAAGAAGCAUAAUAAAACACUGCAAAUAUGUCAAAAAAUAACCUCAACGAGAAUGGGUCUAGAAGUGUCUCCUCGAACAGUUUUAACAGUUUUUUAUCUGAUGGAGAGAUCAUAGAAAGUGGUUUAGAAGAUAUUCACAUCUCAAGUAAAAAUAACAGACCAUCUUCUACAUCCAAAGCUCAUAAAGCCAAAAGAAUUAGGUUCUACCACAAUGGCAACAAAUUCUUCAGUGGAGUUGUUAUCCCUGUGGCCCCUGAAAGAUAUAGAUCUUUUGAUAGUUUAACAACUGAGCUAACAACCAUUCUAACAAAAAGUGUCACUCUACCUAAUGGGGUUAGAAAUGUGUAUUCCAUGGAAGGAAAGAAGGUGUGUAACAUCGACGAUCUCGAAGAUGGAAAGGAGUACGUGGUGUGCGGCAAGGGCGAGAUGUUCAAGAAAAUCGAGUACACAAAAACGGACACUCUCCGGUCCAAACGUCUUUCCAACACCAAGUUCACGUUGAACAGUUAUUCUAGUGUGCCUAGGAUAGUGGUACCCGACUGUGUACGACCGAAAAUCGUCAAUAUUAUACGAAAUGGAAUUAAACCCAGAAAGAUGCAUUAUGCAGAUGACCAGAAAGAAAAACUCUCUUCAGACCACAAAUCCCACCAAAUGGAAGCUGAUCAAGCGUAUGAUGAAAAAAGGAAAGAUACAGAAACUCCCAAAACUGUUCCACAUUUAAGGACAUACAAUUUCGAAAUACAAAUGGAUCAUAAGUUUAUGGUACCAGGUCACACUCACUUGAAAGUAGAUACUGAAUACAGUAUAAUAAAAAAAAAAAGAAGAGAACUGACAUUCAAAUAUUUCACCUUCAUGACUGGAUGCGACUUGUACGUUCAAGCAGCUAUUUCUCGACUGCUUCUCAAUAAGAGAAAUUCACCCAGUUUGGAACAAGUUCUUAGCGCCUUUUCUGAAAUCGUUCAGUUUGCCGUAAGGAGAGUGUACUCGUUAUCAGGUCAGUCCGUCAACGAUCUGUCGCAAUUUUUCGACAAUGACGACGUUUUCUUUAUAUACGGAAACGAGAAACCCCAGCCCACUGAUUUCGAAUUGGAAUUUGAGGAAACCAAAGCCAUACACUCGUAUAAAAAGACGACUAUACAUAGAAAUGGCGGGGGUCCUAAGCCUAAAAUGCCUAAAAAGGAAUUGAAUCGAACCUAUGAGUCUGAAGAGAGCUUAUUAAAGAAAUUAAGCGAAGAAACUAAUUUAAUUUUACCAGUUCCUCUUAAAACUAAAUACGUAGUAGGAAGGAAAGUUAUUGGAGAUGGUAAUUUUGCAAUAGUGAGACUAUGUCGAGACAUCACCACAAACAAAGAAUAUGCUUUAAAAAUAAUAGAUAAAUCAAAAUGUAAAGGAAAAGAGGACAUGAUAGAAAACGAAGUGAAGAUUCUCAGGAAGGUGGAUCACCCCAAUAUUAUGUCGUUGGUAGCCGACGCAGAUACCAAAAGUAUUUUGUAUUUAGUUUGUGAAUACGUCACGGGUGGUGAUUUAUUCGACCAAAUCACAAUUGCUCAAAAAUACUCAGAGGAGCAAGCAGCCUUAAUGAUUAACAAUUUAGUAUCAGCUUUAGCCUAUUUACACAGUCUAAAUAUAGUACAUAGAGAUGUUAAACCCGAAAAUUUAUUAGUAGAAUUAGACGACGACAAUAGAGUGAAAUUAUUAAAAUUAGGAGAUUUUGGAUUAGCCUGCGAAGUGACGAAGCCUUUAUAUACUGUGUGCGGAACUCCUACUUAUGUCGCACCAGAAAUUUUGGCCGAAUCAGGCUAUGGACUCAAGAUCGACGUAUGGGCUGCCGGCGUUAUCCUUUAUAUACUUCUUUGCGGCUACCCCCCUUUCGUUAGUCAAGACAACGACCAAGAAAAGUUGUUCGAUUGUAUUUUAUCGGGCCAAUACGAUUUCCCCGAAGAAUACUGGCAAGACGUCUCGUCCUGCGCCAAGGAACUAAUCCAAAAUAUGCUUCAACUCGACCCAGAACUCAGGUUUUCAGCCGAAGACGUAUUAGAUCACCCAUGGCUUCAACCCAUCUCUACAUAGGAAGAAAUUAUUUUUACACAGUUAUUAUAUGUAUAUUUAUUUUUUUAUACCUGACAUUGUCCCACACGAAGUGUACGCAGGCAUUGAUUUUUAAUUUUACGAAAGGGAGGGGAACAAACCAAAAAUAUUGCGAUAUUAAAUUGAGUACUAAGUACUUUAUUGUUUGUUGAAUAACAAAAUUAUGAAAUUGACAGUGGUGCAUGUUGGUAAUUACCUCUAGUAGCAGUAAACCUAUUGUUCAUAAUUUCGUAAGAUAAUAGUGAGAUUAAUUCAAAUAAGUGAACAUAAUAAAUCACUAGCAACAUUUAUUUUUGGCGCCCUCAUGCGGUUGUUUUAAAAAGUUUAAUGUCUGCUAAGUAGUGAGUGUAUUUAUUAAGUAUGAUUAAAUAUAAUUUAUUUUUUGAAGAUUAUCACAAAAACUCCAGAUAUCCACGGGGAACUUUAUAGGAAUUGAAAAAUUCAUGAAAGUAUCGAAACAAGAUUUUAAUAAAUUCUAUUUAAAACCAAGAUUCUUUCAAAUAUAUGAGUAGAAUCGGUUGAGAAAUAAAAACGUGUCAUCCACUGUCAAUUUCUAAAACCAAAAAACUAGAUACGUAUUACUAUUAACGUACUUCUUGAAUGCCUACCUACACUACAGGAAAUUUUCCUGCCACAUAUACGACAUUCCCAAAAUAAAAUUGGGUCAUAUACCGUUGC